UUUCUAAGGGGAGUUAAUAAAAUUAUUAAUAAUUUUCCAGGAGUUGUCUGGCCGAACAGUGGCGUCUCCGCGCCAUGUUACUGUCCAGCAGGAACAUCAGGUGCAGUGAAUUUCCUCGAAGACUGCACCGCAGAGAAGAUUUUCUCCUUCGGUCCCCCAUACCACUGCAGCUUGCUGUGGUACAGGAACUUCCAGAGCAACUUUUUCCUCAACAAUUACAAUUUACAAGGGCAAGGGAACGACGCCAACAGAGACAAACGAGGGUCCGGAAUAUGCAAACCGGAGUCGCACUUCAAGAUCGACAAUUGCAACGUGUGUCUCUGUUCUAGCGAUGGUUCGCACAUGGCAUGCACUUCCAUGCAGUGCAUCCUAGGUGAGGAAUACGCCGAAGAGUCCUUCGAGAUCCUGCACCGGUUUGUGAACGCGAAGACAAGAGCUGCCGAAACUUGCGAGCCAGGAAGAGCCUUCAACAAGGACUGCAACGCUUGUCGAUGUUCCAGCGACGGGCAGUAUGCAGUUUGCACAAAAAUGUCGUGUCCUGAGGAGAAGGCGAGAGAAGCCAGCGUUCAAUGCGAACCUGGCACCAGCUUCAAAGAGGACUGCAACGUCUGCAUCUGCAAUUCAGAUGGCACUAAGGCUUUCUGCACAAAGAUGUGGUGUACAGAGAAAGAAGAUGAGUCCCAGGACUCGUCUUCGGGAUCCCAGACCGACGCCGAAGAGGCUGUCGCGACUACAAGGAGCGAGGAGACCUGUGAGCCUAACAGCAGCUUCAAGAAGGACUGCAACGUUUGCAUAUGUUCUGCCGAUGGGAAGCAUGCAGCUUGCACCAAGAGGUUCUGCUCGAAGGAAAAGUCAGGGCUCCUGCACCGCUUCUUCAAGGACGGAUCCCAUCCUGAAGGAUCUGAAGAUGGCCCCGUUGCGACGCAGAGGGCCGAUGUCUAUUGUCAGCCUAAAUCCACCUUCAAGAACGACUGCAACAUCUGCAUCUGCAACGACCGUGGCACCAAUGCUGCCUGCACGGGUAUGGCAUGUCUCAGACAGGAGGAUUCAGGCAACCUGGAAGAAAAUCAGAGUUUAGGAAGGACGGAAAAGAUCACCUGCGAACCUAACAGCACCUUCAAUGUUAAAUGCAACGUCUGCAUCUGCUCCAGCGACGGGAAAUCUGCAGCCUGCACCAAGAAGUGGUGCUUCAAUCCUAAACGUUCGGGUGUUACUAGCUUCCUGGCUGUUAAAGGAUACCUUUACGACGAGGAUAAGAUCUUGAGUGAUCCUGAUUACAGUCCCCAGAAGGGAGGAUACUCGAAGAACAAGGGGCAUCAUGAUGGAGACCACGAUGGGCAUGGAGAACAUGGAGGGCAUCCGGACGAUGCUCCAGCUAGAUACAGAAGGGACGUGGAGGAGAGUCUUAGAGACGAGAUAAACAGUAAAAAUGUCACCUGUGAACCCAAUUCCAGCUUUAAUACCGAGUGCAACGCCUGCAUCUGCUCCAGCGAUGGGAAAUCUGCAGUCUGCACCAGGAUGUGGUGCUCCGGCAAUGAAGUCCCGGGUGUUUCCAACUUCCUGGCUGCUAGCGAAUAUUUCUACAAUGAGGAUAAGAUCUUGAAUGACCCUAAUUACCGUCCCCAGAAAGGAGGAUACUCGAAGAACAAGGGACACCAUUAUGGAGACCAUGAUCAGCAUCAGGGACAUGGUGGCUACAAUGGUCACCAGGAACAAGGUGGUUACAAUGGUCACCAUGAACAUGGAGGAACAUGGGGUUACAAUGGUCACCAUGAACAUGGUGGUUACAAUGGUCACCAUGAACAUGGCGGUUACAAUGGUCAUCAUGGAGAACAUUUCGAUGAUUCUCCGGCUAGAUACAGAAGAGACGUUCAGAAAUGCGUACCAAACUCCAGAUUUAAAGACAAGUGCAACAGUUGCAUCUGUUCUGCGGAAGGCACUUAUGCGUACUGCACCUUGAAGCACUGUCUUCCGAUACUCGAAGAGAAGGAGAAAUCUCCUCAGAGGACUAAGAGAGAUGUUCAGCAACGAAUCUGCAACCCACUUGCAGUUUUGGAAGACGGAUGUGUGACAUGUACUUGUCUCGGUGAUGGUACCAGCUUUUUCUGUACCGAGAUCGUCUGCCUAGCCAAAUCUUAGAUGACGUCAAGAUGAAAUAAAUCGUAGGAGCUGAAAAUAAAUAUCAAGUUUAUUUUACGAUAGCUUUAUAUCAU
Messenger RNA from Orussus abietinus, 2213 nucleotides. RefSeq lists its product as uncharacterized. Lineage: Eukaryota; Metazoa; Arthropoda; Insecta; Hymenoptera; Orussidae. The annotation marks the transcript as partial. Gene Ontology annotation, molecular function: peptidase inhibitor activity. The record is from RefSeq and is a predicted model, not a curated record. The transcript has 3 exons.